CGUUUUAUUCGCAGUGCUGAAGCAAUUUCAACGAUGCCGAUGAUUAGAGUGUCGACAAAUGUUCCAGAUAAGGACAUUCCAGCCAAUUUUGAGGAGCGUCUUACUGACCUCAUAGCAGAAUCCAUGAAUAAACCGCGAAACCGAAUUGCGAUUGAGAUAAUGGCAGGCCAGAGAAUCACUCAUGGAGCUUCACGGAAUCCUGUUGUUAUUAUGAAGGUAGAAUCUAUCGGCGCUCUCUCUCCUGAUGACAACAUCCGACAUACGCAAAAGAUAACAAAGUUCUGUCAAGAGAUCUUAAAGGUGGCUCAAGACAAGGUAUUUUUGAAUAUUUGUGAUCUCUAUGACGGUUCCACCUUUGUUUGCUUUGUUGAUGUUUCAUUCUCAAUGGAGGAGACGUCUCUUAAGGCUAAGCGGCAAACGAUUAGUUCUUAA
Molecule: messenger RNA, 432 nt
Organism: Angiostrongylus costaricensis
Lineage: Eukaryota; Metazoa; Nematoda; Chromadorea; Rhabditida; Metastrongylidae
Source: the annotation of a GenBank genome assembly